Molecule: messenger RNA, 1431 nt
Organism: Saxophila tyrrhenica
Lineage: Eukaryota; Fungi; Ascomycota; Dothideomycetes; Mycosphaerellales; Extremaceae
Exons: 1
Coding region: 1-1431 (476 amino acids)
Biological process (GO): positive regulation of transcription by RNA polymerase II; meiotic cell cycle
Cellular component (GO): nuclear chromosome
Molecular function (GO): DNA-binding transcription factor activity; DNA binding
Source: RefSeq, a predicted model, not a curated record
AUGGCGACUCCACAGAGCCCGUCGGCGCACAGUGCCAUCGAUCAUAGCUGCAACUUCCCCUUUCCGAACCUAGAAGGAUGCGCGACGGUCCAGAACGCCGCUGGCCAGAACAUCACCUUCGACAUCAACGCAAAGGUCGAAAAAGGCUUCUUCCAGGCGCAAUGCGAUAACAAGUGGACGUGCUACCGCCGAAACUACUUCGCGGUGACGUGCAGCUACACCAUCACCCCGAACAAUGAUAAGUCCUCCCUCUACUACAUCAAAGGCCAAGGACAAUCCGACAAACGGAUCAAAGCCAUUGCGAUGUGUGUAAAGGCCAUGAUCGACGGCAGCCAGGGGAAGAAGGUUGAGCUGAUCCAACACACGCCCCGACGCGACGCGGGAUCGAAGUGGGAAGUCAACUAUGUGCAUGUCGCUCCCUUGCCGACCGGACGGCCGGAGCAUGGCAUGCCGUCGCAUGGAGGCUUCCAUCACCCAACGAUGACCUACCACCCCACCUGGCAGGGAGCUAUGCCCGAUCUUCCGUACCAGGCCAUCGCCGGCCACGUGGACCCUUAUUCCUCGCAGGGCCAGAUUCUGAGCCAGAGCAGCACGAACGGCGGAUACGGCAACGGCGGCUUGCACAUGCCCAUGCAAGGCCUGCCGACCAGCACCACCUUCGACCGGAUCCAGUUCAAACAAGCGACCGCGAACAACGGAAAGCGCCGCGCUUCGCAGCAGUUCUUCCUUCUGGAGUGCCAGGUCCUGGCCGAUGUGCGCGCGCGCGAGAGUGACCAGCCGGAAUGGGUCAAGGUCGCCUGUCGGACCAGCGAAAAGAUUGUCGUCCGCGGCCGCUCGCCGAGCCAUUACUCGAACGAAGGCGCACCCAACCAGAGCGGUCGCAGCGCCGGCGGGAAUAAUGGCAACAGCUCGUACACGAUGCACCACGGCCCAUCGUACGGCCCAUCGAAUCCCGGAGGCUUCCGCGCUGCCAAUAAUGGAUACCCAUCCCGCGCCACCUAUCCUUCCUCGUACGGCGGCGGGACACAGUACCCACUCGUAUCGAUGGAGUCUCCAGAGAGCCCCGGCAGCGUCGAGGGUGGUGCAUCCGACGAAGCGCAUCCGAUCGAUCUCGGAGCUCACGAAGUCGACCGUGCGGGCAUCCCAGACCAUCCGAGCUACUCCUACCACCCCUUCGCUCAGUACGAUCCUGUCAUCCCGAAUGCAGGCCCGAACCUGCCACUGCCCAAGAUCGAAAGCUCGGGCACCAGAGGCACCACGGAGCCGGCCAACUUCCAGGUCACGCACGGGCACGGUCUCGGGCUCUUCAACGAGUAUCCGGAGGCGACGCCUGGUCCAUCGUUCCGCGUGUACCCUAAUGCGCCACGCUUCCAGGGCUUCGAGUCUUCGUCGGGCUUCUAUCCUGAGUUCGGGCCUGCUCCGUUCGCCUAG